AUGUUGGAGGGAGGUAAACAAUCCCCUCCUCUUACUGUUAUAGAGCAAGGAAUCUCUGAUCCGGGGACAAAAAGGAUUUCCCCUCCCCACACUGGAAGAUAUUAUCACCGACUCUCUGACUGGAUACACGUUCUGGGCUGUUAUGGUGCCCAGACCGUGGAAGAUUUUGGGAUCCUGUCAAACUACACCCUGGACAGAGGUUCAGUGGGGCUCUGUCAAGAAAGGUGUGGAUCCAGCAGCUUCGCUCUUCAGAAUACCACGUGUCUUUGCCUAAGGGAAACUCCCCAGAUUAAUAGUCUCUCUCCCUCACAAUGUGAUUAUGAUUGUUCAUCUGACGAUGAUAGUCACGUGAAUGACUGCGGAGGAAGUAACACCUACAACGUCUACAGCGCUACCCCAAGUCAUACACUUUCUAGUGAGAGAACAGUAAACUGUGUUGUGCUUGGAUGUUAUGAGCAGUAUGCACAGAUCCACACCAACAACUGUACCGAGGACUUUGGGUCGAUCUGCGAAUCAGAGGAGAGUACCAAUAAAACCCUGGCCCCAGAUGAUGAAGACUUCAAGUCUUGGAGCCAGACCUACAAGGAGUGCAGGGUGGAGGGGAGCUAUUUAUACGGUGAAGUCAGUCUGAACGAAGAUCCCAGGGUGCUGUGUAACAAACUUAGAAACUUUAAAAGCAACACCCCGGAAACCUGGCUAGGAGUGGCCAGACAGAUAACAUCUUAUAUAAACAAGCGGUCACCAGCCCUAACGGCUAAUGAUUUAUUGGACACUACCACAGUCAUGACAACAAUAGAAAGUAGCACGACAGAAACAACGGAAAAUCCGACAACAACGUCAGAAAGUCCCACCACAAUUGAAAGUCAUUCAACAACAGAGAGUCCCAUAACAACAAAGGAAAGCCCUAUAAUAACAAGUCAAACAACAGUAGCAACAGAAUUUCCAACAACAACAUUAAUAACAUCAGAAAGUCCAACAACAACAACCAAAAGUCUAGAAACUACCGAAAGUCCAACAACAAUAGAAAGUUUCACAACAACUACAGAAAGUUUACCACCACCAACAACAACAGAAAGUUUCACAACAAUAACAACAGCAGAAAGUUUCACAACAACUACAGAAAGUCCCACAACAACAACAGAAAGUUUCAAAACAACUACAACCACAGAAAGUCCCACAGCUACAGGAAGUCAAACAAUAACAGAAAGUCCAACAGCAACAACAAAAACAGAACGUCCAACAACAACAACAACAGAAAGUUCUAGAACAACUAAAGAAAAUCCUGCAACUGAAAGUCCUACAACAUCAAUGGAGAGUAGUAAAAUAAUAGAAGAAAAUUUUACAUCAACAGAAUAUCCUGAAAUAUCAAGUAGACAAACAGCUAAAAUACCAACAGAAAGUACCACAACAGAAGUUUCUACGACAUCAAAAGAUAGUCCCACAACGAAUGUGACAGAAAAAGCAACAAGUUUUACAACUUUGAGUCUUUCAACAUCUAUACACAAAAAAUCAACAACAGUGAUAUCAACAAAUAUAUCUAUUACAGCAACAAGCACUCAAUUGACAGUAAAGUCCACAACAGCAGAUCCGGUAUCACAGGGACCGAUAGCGCCUGCAUCACAGACCAAAACAGCACCUAUAUCACAGACCAAAACAGGUUAUAAUCAAACACAUAUACCACCUAUAUCACAGACCAAAACAGCACCUAUAUCCCAGACCAAAUCAGCACCUAUAUCACAGACCAAAACAAUGCCAACAGAACGAGCCAUUAUAGUAGUCGUGUCUGUUACCAUCGUGGGAAUCCUCAUGGCGAUAUUAGGAAUCGUCUUUAAACG
Saccostrea cuccullata (small rock oyster) is the source of this 1835-nucleotide messenger RNA. Its product is annotated as mucin-2-like. The record is from RefSeq and is a predicted model, not a curated record. The transcript has 11 exons. NCBI's taxonomy places the organism in Eukaryota, Metazoa, Mollusca, Bivalvia, Ostreida, Ostreidae. The annotation marks the transcript as partial.